CCGUGGACCCCGUUUGGCCAUUUCCCCCACCCACCAGUCCACCACCGCUCACGGAACGCCGGCGACGCGAUGGCCUCGCCGGAUCAUCCCAGCGCCAAGCGUAUCGACGCCCCGGCGGCGCCGCCCCCACUUUUGUGCCUCAACGACGACCUCCUCGCGGAGAUCUUCCUCCGCCUGCCCGCCCUCGCCGACGUCGGGCGCGCCGCCACCGCCUGCGCCGCCUUCCGCCGCGUCGUCGCGGACCGCGCCUUCCUCCGCCGCCUGCGCUCCGUCCACGCGUCGCCCGUCCUCGGCCUACUGCUCUUCUCGUCCAUCCACCCCGCGGAGCCGCCCCACUCCAACGCGCCCUUCGCGCGGGCGCUGCAGCGGGCCGCCGACCUCUCCUUCUCCUUCGUCCCCUCCGCCGGCCGCUGGAUCCCGGUCGACUCCCGCGACGGCCGCGUCCUCCUCGAGCGCGAGGCCAUGAGCGGCGACUUCGCGUUGUGCGACCCGUUGUCCCGGCGGUACCUCUUCCUCCCCCAGAUCCCCGGGCGCCCCGCCGCGCAGCGCCGCGGGCGUCUGGAGCCGUUCCUCGUCCCCGCCAGUGACGAGGACUCGGAGACGUCGUUCAGGGUGGUCUGCGUGGUGGAGUGCAAGCCUGGACAGCUGGUCGCCUUCGUCUUCUCGUCGGCCACCGGACAAUGGGAAAGUCUGACCGUGGACGCCGGCUUGCAGCCCUCUUGCAAGUUCUCAUGGUCCUCCUACGCCUGCGGCUGCUUCUACUGGAAGGUGGUGACUGGGAUUAAUAAUUUUCUUGUGCUCGACCCGCGCUCCAUGGAGUUCUCCUCCGUUGACAUCCCGUCUGGUCUCGGCCAGCAGGAUUCUGUCAUUGUGGAGGCAGGGGAAGGCAGCAUUGGAAUGUUCACUCUCUACAACAGCAUUAUUUCUGCUGCAUCUUACCUUGUUUACACUGUUCGGGAUAUCGACGAAGAAGGCAACAGCAUGUGGCAGUUCAAGAGGAGAGUCAGGUUGCCUGCCCAAUAUGUUUUCAGCUUUGCAGAUGCAAUGGAUAGGCACUUACUCCUUCGUGGGAUUCCAUGGAAUUUGCACCUGGGCUCUUCUACUGAUGAGGUUGACAUAGGAUACUUCUCUGUUGAGUUUGAGUCUAUGCAGAUUGAGAAAAUGUGUGACUUGAAGCAUCUUCUAUAUGCCAAACUGUAUACUGGUUUUCCACCAUCAUUGUGUGUACCAAGUAUAUGAAGUGGUAACUGGAUGAGUGCUGGUACAGCCGUGCAGUCAUCGAUGGCUUGUUAUCUGAUGGCCUGAGAAUUUGGAAGAAAGGUUGAGAGUUCUGCAGGAGGUGGCUGCCAUUUUUUCAGACGGGCAUUUUCAGAAGAAUGGGUCACAACAGCUAAUUGCGGAGAACUUGAUUGCUGUCUCACUUGUAUUCAAGCCUGAGCCCCUGACUUGAGCCUGCUGAAGAACUGCCACCACUCGACAUUGAGACAGAACUUUUUUUUUUUUGAAAAGAUCAUCGAGACAAAACUACUUUGUGACAGUUGUAAGCAAGAGAACAGACAAACACAUGUAUUUACGAAAAUGUUACCGUGGCCGCACACAGCAACUUGGUCCCUUUUUUCAGUUUUUGUUGAGCUGCUUGCUCUGUAGAUUUAUAUAUGCAUAUUGGGUUGGGGAGGGGGAGGGUAUGGACAAGAAGUAAAUGAAAGAAGAAAACCAUCCACUAGACGGAGGACUGAUGAAUGGUCAUGCCGGAGGGUACUUAAAAAUGAUGAUCUACUGGAGAAUGGCAAAGAUUCAGAUCUACUAAGUCUUUUUGUUUUUUAAAAAAAAAGGAAGAAUCAAGAAUCAGGUCUACUAUCGUACUGUAGUUCUCUAUUUUUCAUUGAAGUCUGUUAAACUUGUGUAUCUUUAUCUAUCUAUUUCGAGACUGAACUGCCUUGUAAAUUGGCGCCCGCACAAUUUAUAAUCUUGCAGGAUGUAUAAGGUCCUCUGAAGCUGACCGUUUAAUUCUA
Setaria italica (foxtail millet) is the source of this 2012-nucleotide messenger RNA. RefSeq lists its product as uncharacterized. The record is from RefSeq and is a predicted model, not a curated record. Gene Ontology annotation, molecular function: protein binding. The transcript is spliced from 2 exons. NCBI's taxonomy places the organism in Eukaryota, Viridiplantae, Streptophyta, Magnoliopsida, Poales, Poaceae. The coding region runs from base 70 to 1239 and encodes 389 amino acids.